CAUCAGUGUUUCACAAUGCAUUCCUGUGCACCACCCAUGCAAUAAAUACUACUACUCUUGUGAUGCAUAUCGUUAUUGUUAAGAGAUUCAUACUGUUGUCACUUUGACUUUAUGUUGUUGUCUGGUUUUACUCACGCUCUGUAAUCUCCUUUUGCAGCAGGGUAUGAACUGGUGGGGGUGUGUCUGGGUGGGAACUAACUCCAAAAUACAAAUCACGUGUUGGCUCGAGUUCUUUACGUGUCGAGAAACACCGCCCUCCCGCGGAGCAUGGCAGUAUGGCAAAAAUAACAGCACCUCAGGACUAAACCAUUCACUUGUCAACGCAGAGAUGCAAUCACAGAUUAUCAAAAAUCUGGCAAAAAUUCCACUAAAGCCUUAAUAUUAUUGAAUAAAUAAAACUGUAAUUUUAACAAACACAAAUACUUACACUUGUCCUGUGACAGACAUUUUUGUAACAUUAAUGAGGAUUGUUUUGCUCCCCGUGCAUUGAAAGAGAGUGGUGCGGUCCAAUAGUAUUGAAGGCAAAGCUGAAAAACGGUUUGUUUUUACCGAGGGGAAGACGAGUUGCAGUUGUUAGCCGCCGCUGCACCUAUUUUAAAAACGGUUGUAACAUUUCUUAUAUAUCUGGUCGGUUUUCAGACAGCACAUUUCUUAGCUCGCCAUGGCUCUGUGCGGGGGUGUCGGAGCCAUGGCUUUGCCCAGCGAGCUUAUCGUCCAUAUAUUCUCCUUUCUGUCCGACCGAGACAAGCUCCGGGCCUCGGCGGUGUGUUCACGGUGGAGGGAGUGUCUCUUCUACCCCGCACUGUGGACCGAGCUCAAACUGCGGAUAGGCGGUGGGUGUAACGGCGGCGGCUCCAGCUCCGAGGAGACCCCAAAGCUAGAAUUCCUCAUGCGGAAGUUCGGUUCUUUUGUGCGGGAGCUGCAGCUUGAACUCGCACCGGUAGAAGGCUACCUUAGCCCUCUUAACAACGAGCCGCCGUCCACCAGGAUGGACCAGCCUCCCGGUCCCGAUGGCGACCCGCAGCUCUCCGAGCGAUGGAGAGACGCCAUGGCCACCUACUUGGACCAGGUGUUGUGUGUGUUCACCAGCAUCCGCAACAACAGAAACCUGCAGAAGCUGAGUCUGUAUGGAGACACCUGUAUUCUCCAGCAGGAAGGACUAUUAGACAGCUCUAACCUGCACCAAAUUCACCAAGGGGACAAAAAGAUCAAUGAAAUCCAGCAGCUGUUCAUGGAGUUGCUGUCUAACAGCAGGCAGCUGAGGUGGUUGUCCUGUAGCUUCAUGCUGGGUCUGGUGACUCCCUGCUCCUUAGCUUGCCUGUCGAAUCCUUCAGCUGAGACCCUGCAGCACCUCAGUUUACUGGACCACCAGCUAGGCCCCCUCAUCUCACCAUCAGAGUUAGAUCGCCUCUCUAAUCUUAAUUCUCUGGCUCUGGAUUUCUCCGACUUGACAUCUGAGCUUUGUGGUCUGCUGGCAUCUCCACGCCGAACUCCACUGCAUCGCCUCUCCCUGCUGCUCAAUGGCGCUGCCCUGGAGUUCAAACCAUUAGAAGGGACAGCCACAGAGGACGAUUGGAAGGCACUGGUUCGUGUGAGUGCCAACCUGCGAGUGUACAUUAUGGCCCUGGAGGUAGACAGCUCGGAGCUCCUCAGGGUCCUGAAACCUAGCCUUCCUCUGGAGCGCCUCCACCUCGACAGUUACAGCACGCUGGUGACGGAUGCCACAUUGGAGCUCAUCUCUCAGCAGUACAACAAAACGCUGACUCACUUCCUGCUUCUGAGGGAUGACCCCGACUUCCCUGACCUCAGUGUCAAUCGCAACGAAGACCCCUUGGUCCUCUUAGCAUGGAGAUGUACUCAGCUGGCUGUACUGGUGAUACAUGGUUACACUGUGUGGUCCCACAACUUGGUGGCCAUCUCGAGGCUGCGAGGCUCCAGUCUUCGGAUCCUGACCGUUUCUGAGGAGAGCAUCGACUUCGACCCGGACCAGUCGGUGUGCAUGGAAGGCGACCCAGUCCAUAACCUGGUCAAGGAGGUGUCGCUGGGCCUCGGCCGUGUCUGGCACCCAUGCCUGGAUUCUAGCCUGGUUUUGUCCGAACCUACCCAGCACUUCCACCGCGAGCUGCAAGCCUUCAGCAUGGGCAUGUAGGCAAGGAUGGCAAAUCCAAUACAUCACAGCCUAAACUGUGUCAAGACCAGACCAGACCCACCAGGUCCAAGUCAGCAGACCCAAGUGAGAAAUCUAAACUGGAUCUUAAAGCAGUCUAUAAAGUAAAUUCAUGUGAA
This is a messenger RNA of Seriola aureovittata, 2286 nucleotides long. Its product is annotated as F-box only protein 33. Lineage: Eukaryota; Metazoa; Chordata; Actinopteri; Carangiformes; Carangidae. Gene Ontology annotation, molecular function: protein binding. Gene Ontology annotation, cellular component: SCF ubiquitin ligase complex. Gene Ontology annotation, biological process: positive regulation of protein ubiquitination; SCF-dependent proteasomal ubiquitin-dependent protein catabolic process. The coding region runs from base 662 to 2149 and encodes 495 amino acids. The transcript has 6 exons. The record is from RefSeq and is a predicted model, not a curated record.